Molecule: messenger RNA, 2091 nt
Organism: Didymosphaeria variabile
Lineage: Eukaryota; Fungi; Ascomycota; Dothideomycetes; Pleosporales; Didymosphaeriaceae
Exons: 2
Coding region: 1-2091 (696 amino acids)
Molecular function (GO): oxidoreductase activity
Source: RefSeq, a predicted model, not a curated record
AUGGUCGCCUACAGCAAGCCCCAGGGCUUCAUGAGCAUGCUGCUCACCGUUUUCGUUCUUCUACAAGUUACUGCUGCCUUCUCGCACAAUGCACACUCGCACCCAGCCCACCGGUCACCAGCUGCCAUGGAUGCUCACCUCCAAGACACUCGUUCGAUGCUCACAGCACGUGCCGGCAGGGUCACUACCAAGGGAGCCCCUGAUGGCCAGUACCCUCGUCUGGAGAUUCGCGACCUGAAGAAGAAUGCCGACCAGUGGAACUUGUUUCUCUUGGCCAUGGAGAGGUUCCAAAACAAGCCCAAGACCGAUCCCAUGUCCUACUACCAGAUCUCUGGUAUUCACGGUCGUCCUUUUGUUCAGUGGGACAAUGCCGGCCUGAAGCACACCGGUGGAUACUGCCCACACAGCCAAAACGUCUUCGGUUCCUGGCACAGGCCGUACCUUGCCGUCUAUGAGCAAGCUGUAUACCUGAACGCUCAAGAGGUCGUCGCAUCUUUCCCUAAGAAUCAACAGCAGCGAUGGCAGAAGGCUUUGACUGGUCUGCGCAUUCCCUACUACGACUGGGCUGCAGAGCCCCCGCGUGGCGAGGCUGCUAUUCCGACGUCCAUGCGUGACCAGACUGUCAGUGUGACAAAGCCCCAGGGCAAGGUCACCAUCCGCAACCCGCUGUACUCGUACACCUGGGGCGCCUCCCUUCCCAGUGAGAUGGGCUGGGGCCCUAGCAAUGGUUUCGCGACCACUCUUCGCCGUCCCGUCUCGAACCCCACUCGCAGCAACAACAACGCCGUGAACGCCAUCUUUGGUCAGGCUCGUGUCGGGUGGCGCCAGCGUAUCUUCGCCAUCUUCUCCAGCAAGCAACCCUGGGGUUACGCAUCUACGGCUGCCUAUGGUGUCAAGACGAGCCGCAGCAACGCCGACAGCUUCGAGUCGAUUCACGAUGACAUUCACGGCACCGUUGGUGGUACUGACGGACACAUGGGAUACCUCGAUGUUGCUGCUUUCGAUCCCUUCUUCUGGCUGCACCACACCAACAUUGACCGUCUCCUCUCCAUGUACCAGCUCAUCGUUCCCAACACCUACGUUGUUCCCGGGAAGGUCAACCGCGACAUGGCUCAAUGGAACGCCGGUCAGACGACGGAUGCCAACACCCCUCUUGUUCCCUUCACCAAGGACAACCGCGGCGGCGUCUACUCUUCCAACGAUGUCAAGGAGACCCGUGUGUUCGGAUACUAUUACCCUGAGACCCAGUCGCGCAAUGCCAAGCAGGUCAUCCAGGCUGUUAACAAGCUUUACGGCAUGGGCGAGCGCCAGAUGUCCAAGCGCGACGGUGAGGAUGCCGCUCCUAUCUAUCCUGGUCGUCCUUUCCAGGCUGGUGACUACGACACUGUUCUCUCAGUUGUUGGUGACAAGUACGCCAUGCCCGGAUCGUACCAGGUGCACUGCUUCCUCGGCGCGCAGCCCGCAAACGGCACCGCUCCCUCCCACCUGCCCACUGGCCUCGUCAACGGCACUGCGCCCACUGUGAAGCCCACUAACGGCACUGCUGGCAACGGCACUACUGGCAACGGUACCGGCAACUACGAGUACGGUUUCGACUCUAGCUACGUUGGCUCUCACACUUUCCUCGGAGGCUCCGUCGCUGGCAGCGGCAACGGCACUGCUCCUACUCUCGUCGAGGGUUGCAUCCCGAUUACUGCUGCACUCCAGGAGAAGCAGGCCAACGGCGAGCUUGCCUCCCUGCACCCUGACCACGUCGAGCCAUAUAUCAAGGAGAACCUGAGCUACAAGAUUAUCGGUCCCAACGGCCAAGAAUUCGUUCCUGGGGACGUCGCCAACUUUCACGUCCAGGUCAAGUCUUGCGAGGUCCAGCCCACCACAAGCGACGACGAGCUCCCUGAGUUCAAAGACUACAUUGAGCUUCCUCGUGCUCACCUCCCCGCCUCCACCCCGUGGACCUACACCCCUGGUCCUCUUGACACCACGCCCGACACCCCUGCCGAGACUCCGGAGGGCUACUGUGUCAGCCAGCAGACGAUCCGCUACGUCGACCCUGCAGGCAACUUCCUGUACGAGGAGGUUACCGGCAUGUAA